Messenger RNA from Symbiodinium necroappetens, 873 nucleotides. Lineage: Eukaryota; Dinophyceae; Suessiales; Symbiodiniaceae. The record is from the annotation of a GenBank genome assembly.
AUGGACGCCGCGACGCGUAUCGAACAGGCCCUGGAGCGGGCCGUUGGCCGCGCGGCGGCGCCGGGCGCGCCGCCCAAGCUGGCCGCCGCCCUGCGCCAUGCGGUCUUCCCCGGCGGCGCCCGCGUGCGCCCGCAGCUCAGCCUGGCGGUGGCGCGCGCCUGCGGCGACGACACGCCGGCGCUGAGCGACGCCGCCGCGGCGGCCAUCGAGCUGCUGCACUGCGCCUCGCUGGUGCACGACGACCUGCCCUGCUUCGACGACGCCGAGCUGCGCCGCGGCAAGCCGACGGUCCACGCCGUCUACGGCGAGCCGCUGGGCCUGCUGGCGGGCGACGCGCUGAUCGUGCUGGCCUUCGAGUCCCUGGCGCAGGCCGGGGCCGCCAUGCCGCAGCGCCUGCCGGCGCUGAGCGUGACGGUCGCCCGCGCCGUCGGCGUGCCCGGCGGCCUGGUCGCCGGCCAGGCCUGGGAGAGCGAGCCGCGGCCCGACCUGGCCCGCUACCAGCGGGCCAAGACCGGGGCGCUGUUUGUCGCCGCCAGCGUCGCCGGCGCGGUGGCGGCCGGCGCCGACCCCGGCCCCUGGCGCGGCCUGGGCGAGCGGCUGGGCGAGGCCUACCAGAUCGCCGACGACCUGCGCGACGCGCUCUGCACGCCGGAGGAGCUGGGCAAGCCGGUCGGCCGGGACGCGGCCCUCGGCCGGCCCAGCGCGGUGGCGGAGUUCGGCCUCGAGGGCGCCGGCGCGCGCCUGCAGCAGCUUCUCGGUGCGGCGGUCGACGCGAUCCCCGCGGUGCCCGGCGCGCCGGAGCUGCAGCAGCUCGUCCUGCUCCAGGCCAAGCGCCUGACGCCGAAGCGCCUGGCGCCGGUCAGCGUCGCCUGA